Austrofundulus limnaeus is the source of this 1254-nucleotide messenger RNA. Its product is annotated as piggyBac transposable element-derived protein 4. The record is from RefSeq and is a predicted model, not a curated record. NCBI's taxonomy places the organism in Eukaryota, Metazoa, Chordata, Actinopteri, Cyprinodontiformes, Rivulidae.
GGAUGAUUUCUCUGAGGACAGCUCAGGUGAGGAGUGGAACUGUACGCCUGCAAAGAGGAGACUUUCCAUGAGGCGAUACCGCACUGCAUAUGCUACUCCGGCAUUAUCCCCCCUGAAAUCGACAUCUGAGCAGUGGAGGCAGAGUCCCAGAAGAAACACAAUCCGCUCAACACCCCGAAAAAAUAACUCAUCCCCCAUUUCUGGCAGGAAAUUCUCCACUCUGCCCAAGAAAAAUCAAAGUGUAAAGCGGCAAAGGGAGAAACAGAAUUUAGGGCCAGAUAAAGAUGAAGAAGAGGAUGAUGACCGUUGGCGAAAUAUUGACGAGGAAGACACAGAACUUCCUCAACUUCGAUUCAGACCAAAGAGGGAUGUAGGGCCUCAGCUGAACAGAACAGCAAACUACACACCACUUGAGCUGUUUCAGUUAUUCUUUUCCACUACUGUAAUAGAUACUCUGGUGAAAAACACUAAUUCUUAUGGGAAGAAGAAAUGCCAAGGCAAGAAGGAAAGCUGGGUCCCUGUCAUGGCGGCAGAUAUGUAUUCCUUCAUCUGCCUCGUCCUCUACAUGGGGAUUGUACCGCUCAAAACUCUAAAAGAGUUCUGGAGAGGAUCUAAGCUCUUCAGCCUGCCAUUUCCUGCCUCUGUUAUGCCUUGCAGGCGAUUUUUAGCCAUUUCCCGCAGUCUGCACAUGAAUGACCCUGCUGUUGAAGCUGCCAAUGACCGAAAGAAAGGGACAAUGGAGUUUGACAGACUCUGCAAGAUAAAGCCACUGUAUGAGCAAAUUUUGGAGGCUUGCCAAACCUUCUUUCAUCCUUACCAGCACAUCUCUAUAGAUGAACGAAUGGUGGCCAGUAAAGCUAGGUUUGGAUUCAAGCAGUACAGCAGAAAUAAGGCAACUAAAUGGGGCUUUAAGCUUUUUGUUUUGGCAGACUCAGUCUGUGGCUACACACUGAAUUUUUUUGUGUACGGGGGGAAAGAUGGACAGCCCACAGGGAAUGGGAUAAGCUAUGAUGCUGUCAUGAGACUGCUGAAGAUUCCAUUUCUAGGCAAAGGGUAUAAGCUCUAUGUUGAUAACUUUUACACCAGUCCAACUCUCUUUCUUGACCUGCUUAAAAGAAAAAUUUGGGCAUGUGGCACUAUUCGGUCCAACGUAACAGGUUAUCCCAGGGUGAAAAAUAAUAACAUGCCAGAAAAAACACCAAGGGGGACUAUUCGUUGGCUCAGAAAAGGAAAGUUGCUAUUUGUUAAGUGGUA